Messenger RNA from Branchiostoma belcheri (Belcher's lancelet), 1791 nucleotides. RefSeq lists its product as uncharacterized. Bases 9 to 1745 code for a protein of 578 amino acids. The record is from RefSeq and is a predicted model, not a curated record. Lineage: Eukaryota; Metazoa; Chordata; Leptocardii; Amphioxiformes; Branchiostomatidae. The transcript has 17 exons.
ACAGAAACAUGGCGUCUGCAGGGAAUCGGAUCGCGGAGCUGUGUGAGGAGUUCUGGCAGUGGCGGAUGCGGGAGAGCCCGGAGUUCGCCACCUCCACAGGCUGCCACACGUACGACCACCUGCUGGACUCACACAAGCCGCAGGCGUACGCAAAACGCAUGGUGUUCUGUGAGAAGUUCCUGACAACAGUGCAGGACUGUGAUGACAGCGGUGCGACUGCUGAGGAGAAGCUGAGUCUGAGGCUGCUGAGGACAGAGAUACAGACUUACCUGGACGGUAUCAGGUUCAGCCCCCAUCUCUACCCCAUCAACACUAUGGAGGGUUCGCAUGUGGAGUUUGAGCGACUGAUCUCCUUUAUGAAGUUCAACAACAAACAGGACUAUGACAUGUACUUCUCCAGGCUCAAGGCAUUCCCAACUCAGGCAACAGAGAUGAUCAACCUGAUGAAACAAGGCAUUGCAGAGGGAAGAACUUAUCAUCAGUUCAGCAUGAUUGGUGUGUGUGAUGCGAUACAAGACCUCAUCUCCAUGAAACCAGAGGACUGUGGUAUCUACCAGCCACUCAAGAAAGUUCCAGAGUCCUUUGGGGCAGAAACAAUUGCCAAACUGCAGGCUGAGGGUAGAGCCUUGAUAGCAGACCAGGUGUUUCCGGCAUUCCAGAAGAUCAAAGACUUUGUGGAGCAGGAGUACAUGCUAGCCUGCCGUCCCUCCAUAGGCUGCUCCUCCCUGCCAGAUGGUACGGCCCAUUACGAGGCUGCGCUGAGGUUCCACAUCACAUGUGACAUGACGCCGCAGCAAGUGCAUGAGACUGGUCUGCAGGAGGUGGCAAGGAUCAGGGCAGAGAUGCAGAAGGUGCUGGAACAGGUGGGAUUUUCAGGAGAGUUUAAAGACUUCUUGGACCACCUUCGCAAAGAUGACAGCUUCUACUACACAUCAGAGGAAGAACUACUGGAUGGCUUUAAGGAUAUAGUGAGCAGCAAAAUCCGUCCAAGACUUUCACAGCUCUUCAAUGACAUUCCAGACAAUGAGCUCAGUGUGAUCCCUGCCCCACCCAGCAUGGCUAACAGUCCUGCAGCAUUCUACCUGGCACCUAGUGAUGAUGGCAGUCGUCCAGGGAUCUUCUAUGUCAACUGUUCAGAUGUCAGAAGCAAUCCCAAGUACGAGAUGAUGACACUGAGCCUCCAUGAGGGGGAACCAGGGCAUCACCUACAGGCUUGCUACUCCCUGAACCAGAGGAACCUGCCCAGCUUCAGGCGUUUCUUUGAAGACCGGCGGUACUAUGAGGCUCCAGGCAGGUUUGCCAUGUACACUGCAUUCAUGGAGGGCUGGGGACUUUACUGUGAAUACCUUGGAAAGGAGAUGGGACUUUAUGAGGACCCAUACUCUCUGUUUGGCCACCUGUCAUUUGAGAUCAUGAGAGCCUGUAGACUGGUUGUGGACACAGGCAUGCAUGUCAUGGGCUGGUCCAAGGAGCAGGCUGUUCAGUAUAUGAAGGAAAAUUCUGCUGUAUCUCCAAAACACAUCGAGAUUGAAGUCAACAGGUACAUCACAUGGCCUGGACAGGCAUGUGCCUACAAGAUUGGGAUGAUGAAGAUCAAUGAGCUGCGAGAAAAGGCAAAAACAGAACUAGGUUCCAAGUUUGAUGUACAUGACUUCCAUGCUGCUCUGCUGGGCUGUGGGUCUGUUCCUCUCAACAUCCUGGAGGAGGUGGUUGAUCAGUACAUACAGGACACCAAGCAGAAAUAAAUAUUCAAUCUGUUAGAAUAGAUGGCAUACAAUUGGUUCUUUUAUC